AUGCAUACACCCAAAUCACAAGUCAAUUUCUUACCGGCCUCAGAUGUCAUCAGUGCACUGCAAAAUAUUCUAGCGCAUUCACAAGUAAUCAUACCAGACCUCGAAACACCAUACUCUCAACCCGAAUUGCGCAGUACCAACUACUUUGCCGUGAAGUUCAAAGACCAGAGCAUCAGCACCAUCGUCACCGAACGCCACCAGCAGUUGAAUGCGAUUUUGGUCGAGAUCUCAAACUUGAAAACAGUUAGCGGUAGUAUCAAAAAGCUUCACCGGCAACUCAUCAAGCAGAAGGACAACAUCAUCAAGUCCAUUAAUCUGCACAACCGACUCAGAUCGGCACUCUGGCGCUUGCCAACUGAAAUCCUGUCCCGAAUUUUUCACCUUUGUCUCCCGGACGUUCCGAGACUUGAUAAAUUGCAGCCGCUAUCACAACUAACAGCUCCCACACUUUUGACCAGAAUAUGCCGAGGAUGGAGGGAGGUUGCUAUGGGCAUACCUAGUCUAUGGUGCAGGUUGUCGCGGUCACGAGGACUCCCGCUCUCGUUAGCAUUCGAUUGCUUCGAAAAUAAUUCGACCAAGCUACGAAGCCUUCUUCGACCUUACAUGAAUCAAAUCUCGUCUCUUUAUGUUUCCCAAGGCGCGGAACAACUCGAACUUUUGUUUAAAGACCUCCCAGCACUUCAAGAGCUGACCAUUAUAUCUUCAAGGCAUUGGUCACCUACUGAACGGUGCAUCUCGCGGCUACCGUCUACUCUAAGUGGUGUGACAUUCUUAGGAAUGUGGUUUAACCUCGCAUUCUUGUCUUCUUUCGCACCCAUAUGGGCCCACCUGAUGAAACUCGAGAUCUACGUAGAUCAGCGGGAUGCAUUCAACCACCUGCUCCAACUAUGUCCCAACCUUUCCUCAUUAACGAUUGCCGUGGGCACAGUAUCCCCCCAAAUCCAGGCAUUGGAGCCAUUCACGCACACCAAACUUCGAUUCUUGCGCAUCCCUACUGCCAUUUGGCCCAGAAACAAGAUAUUUAACGUGCUUGAUGGUCUCUCGCUCCCUAAUUUACGGACACUUGACGUCCGCAGUGCACCAACGUGGCCUCAUAAGGACAUCAAGGCAUUUCUGGGACGAUCAAAGUGUCCCCUGGAGACCCUGGUUUUGGAAGCUCGAAUGAUGUUGACAGAUUGGCAGCUAGCGGAAUGUGUUGCCCUUAUUCCUUCCUUUAAUGUUGUAGUGUCAUGA
Molecule: messenger RNA, 1233 nt
Organism: Suillus clintonianus
Lineage: Eukaryota; Fungi; Basidiomycota; Agaricomycetes; Boletales; Suillaceae
Exons: 4
Coding region: 1-1233 (410 amino acids)
Source: RefSeq, a predicted model, not a curated record